Messenger RNA from Osmerus eperlanus (European smelt), 2847 nucleotides. RefSeq names its product RAD23 homolog A, nucleotide excision repair protein a (gene rad23aa). Gene Ontology annotation, molecular function: ubiquitin binding; damaged DNA binding; polyubiquitin modification-dependent protein binding. Gene Ontology annotation, biological process: nucleotide-excision repair; proteasome-mediated ubiquitin-dependent protein catabolic process. Bases 204 to 1277 code for a protein of 357 amino acids. The transcript has 9 exons. The record is from RefSeq and is a predicted model, not a curated record. Lineage: Eukaryota; Metazoa; Chordata; Actinopteri; Osmeriformes; Osmeridae. Gene Ontology annotation, cellular component: nucleoplasm; cytosol.
CCAGCGCAGAGGAAGAAACCUUGACGCGGCACCAACUUCCCUUGUAGUCAAAGAUGGCGGUUUGCUGAGCACCCAUGGAAACACAUUUCAUGGAUGCAUAUCAUCUCGAUAGAAUUUUCCACCUUUGAUGAACAUUUUGGAGCUUUCUUGAAGUUCACCCAUCUACGAAACUAUACAUAAAAGACAGUACAGCAACUGCUACAAUGCAGAUCACGCUAAAAACCCUGCAGCAGCAGACCAUCCAAAUUGACAUAGACCCUGACCAGACGGUGAAAGCCUUGAAGGAAAAGAUCGAAACAGAGAGAGGGAAAGAUAACUUCCCUGUGUCUGGACAGAAGCUCAUCUACGCUGGCAAGAUCCUGCAGGAUGACAUGCCUAUCAAGGACUACAAAAUAGACGAGAAGAACUUUGUAGUUGUCAUGGUGUCCAAGGCCAAGUCCACCUCUGCGGCCUCAUCCCCCCCCUCCGAGACCCCCAAACCCCCGGUCCAGGACUCUGGGUCCUCGUCCUCCACGGCCCCGACCCCGACCCCCGCAGCCAUACCCAUCCCUCCAGAGGAGGCCAAAGAGGAGAGCUCCUCAGCGGGCACAGAGCCCCCGGCACCAGCCAGCUCGGACCCUGAAGCAGAAGGCCAGGGAGUGGAAGCCUCUUCUGCUCUGGUGACAGGGGCAGAGUAUGAGACCAUGCUGACUGAGAUCAUGUCCAUGGGCUACGAGAGGGAGAGGGUGGUGGCUGCACUCCGCGCCAGCUUCAACAACCCACACAGAGCUGUGGAGUAUCUGCUCACUGGUAUUCCCAGCAGUCCGAUCCAGGAGACGAAUCCCCCGGUCCUGUCUCCAGCCUCGGGGCGCACCUCCUCCGACACGCCUGCUCUCGCUGAGGGAGAGAACCCCCUCGAGUUCCUGCGUACUCAGCCCCAGUUCCACAACAUGAGGCAGGUGAUCCAGCAGAAUCCUUCCCUGCUGUCGGCUGUCCUACAACAGCUGGGCCGGGAGAACCCUCCUCUUCUACAGCAAAUCAGCCAGUACCAGGAGCGCUUCAUCCAGAUGCUGAACGAGCCGGAGGGGCCCGAGGUGGCGGGGGAGCUGGGGGCCGCCGGGGAGGAAGGGGCCCCCGUCAACUACAUCCAGGUCACGCCACAGGAGAAGGAGGCCAUCGAGAGGUUAAAAGCGAUGGGGUUCCCCGAGGCGCUGGUGAUCCAGGCCUACUUCGCCUGCGAGAAGAACGAGAACCUGGCGGCCAACUUCCUCCUCAACCAGGGCUUCGAAGACGAAUGAGACGCCUCCCCCGCUCUCCCUCCCUCCCCCUCCUCCCCUGUCCUCCCCUCCCCCCUGCCACCCUCCCCCAGCACAAGGACUGCACCCCCAGUGUACAGCAUACUAGCCUGGGGCCCAGCACUGUACAGCCACUACGAGGGAGGCAGAGGGCCUAGCAGAGGGAAGGGUAGUAGGAGAGGGAGGGAUAUUGGUGUGGAUGACGGCUAUAUGGGGGGGGGGGGCGUUAAUGCUAUACAAACCUUAAGUUGUGUAGUAGAGGUCCAUUUAGGGUUGCAUGGUGGGGUCAAAGGGUGACGGGGGGGGGGGGGAGGAAGGGGUGGCGGCUGGCGGCUAUGACAAAAUCCACUAGAAUUCCAAUGGAAUGUGAGUGAGACUUGUUUAAAGGGGGAGAGAGGUCUAUGAGGAUUUUAAAGGAGCUUUUGGGAACAUGGGAGGUGGGGCGGGGGGGUUGAUGUGCUAAGGAUUUACCGAAGGUGCGCCUGUUUCGGCCUGCCAGUGUAGGUGGAUGCGAAUCAGUUAAGGAAAGUUCAAAAAACGAAGAAGGAAAAAAAAACAAGAAGAAGAAACAAAAGAAUUGAUAUGCAUAUCUAAGCUUGUAACACUGUUUACUGGAUGUUGAUGGAAGCACAUUCUCCUCGAUGCACUUCUACGAUGUUAUCAGUGAGUAUGUGCGUGUUUGUCCGCAUGUGUGAGAGAGAAACUGAGUGUACGUGAGUGGUGAGUCGAGCAUUAUAGAGAUAACAUGCCUGUAAGUGAAAGGUGAUGUAUUGCUGGGGUGUAUUUGGGCGGAGAAGGGGGUGGGGUGUGGGAGGUUCAGAGCAGAGGGAAACCGAACUAAAGUGAUAAUGAUGAAGAACAUGUCUACAGCCUGUCUGUGAUUCACUUUUUAAAACACACACACACACGUCUCUUAGGCCCCCAUCCUAAGCCCACAGAAGUGUAGUAUCCAUCAUUCAAACACAUCCCCCUAGUCUGAUGGAAAUGUGUGCGGUAUUAAGUAUUAGAACAGGGCCCAAGAUUCCUAUGUUGAACUGAGGAGGUGGGACCAAAUCCUGGGACAUCGCAACCCAGUAACCUACAUCAGAAACGACCUUAAAGAAGGCCGUGAAGAAAGGGUGCGCUUGUAGAGUAUCGCUACCCAACCCCGGGCCCCACAACAAGCUUUUGAUGUGUCCGUGGGCCAUAGUUGUUAUAAUCCAGCCUUACAUUGCAACGUCGACAUUUUAACCAUGAACAAACGGGACACAUUUAGCUGGAUGCAGCGGGGUCAUGCCUUAUACUGCGGACCUCCACUGACCGUGUGUGUGUGUGUGUGUGUGGGGGGGGGACCAAGAGACAGGGCACCGUUCCAUGGUGGGUACGUGUCCUGACGGGUCAGCAUCAAAGCCUUCAGUUGGUGACCUGUGGGUCCACGUGGAAGAGACUGGAGAAGGUGAUUCAUUGAGUGUGUUCAGCUCACCGAGGUGUGUCGGGUCCGUGCGGAUGGCUUUCACCGACGCCGACGUUGUACAGCAACAACAUGUGCUUAGAUGAAGCGCUGCUUCAUGAAUAAACUUCAGCAAUAUAUCAA